Molecule: messenger RNA, 816 nt
Organism: Impatiens glandulifera
Lineage: Eukaryota; Viridiplantae; Streptophyta; Magnoliopsida; Ericales; Balsaminaceae
Product: crooked neck-like protein 1
Exons: 1
Coding region: 1-816 (271 amino acids)
Biological process (GO): spliceosomal complex assembly; mRNA splicing, via spliceosome
Cellular component (GO): U2-type catalytic step 2 spliceosome; precatalytic spliceosome; post-mRNA release spliceosomal complex
Molecular function (GO): protein binding
Source: RefSeq, a predicted model, not a curated record
AUGAGGGGAAUUAACAAGGAAUCAGACCUUCCUCGGCCCACCCGUGUGAAGAACAAGUCUCCUGCCUCAAUUCAGAUCACUGCGGAGCAGAUCCUCCGUGAAGCACGAGAAAUGCAAGAGGCUGAUCAAAUAAGACCACCGAAACAGAAGAUCACAAAUGUCACCGAGCUCAACGAGUACCGUCUCCACAAGCGCAAGGAAUUUGAAGAUCUAGUCCGACGCGUGCGAUGGGACGUUAGCGUCUGGGUGAAGUAUGCUCAAUGGGAGGAAUCGCAGAAGGAUUUCAACCGUGUUCGUUCCAUUUGGGAACGAGCACUAGAAGUCGAUAACAGGAAUCACAGUCUUUGGUUAAAGUAUGCCGAAACAGAGAUGAAGAACAAGUUCGUCAAUCACGCAAGAAACGUCUGGGAUCGAGCCGUUACUAUUCUUCCUAGAGUUGAUCAGCUGUGGUACAAGUACAUUCACAUGGAGAAGAUGCUUGGAAAUGUUGCAGGAGCUCGUCAGAUAUUCGAGAGAUGGAUGGUUUGGUCACCUGAUCAACAAGGCUGGCUUUCUUACAUAAAGUUUGAACUCAGUUACAAAGAAAUCAAAAGAGCAAGAGGAAUUUUCGAGAGAUUCGUGCAGUGUCAUCCAAAAGUCAGUGCUUGGAUUAGAUAUUCUAAGUUCGAAAUGAAGAAUGGAGAGGUUGGACGGGCAAGGAAUUGCUAUGAAAGGGCUGUAGAGUUGCUUGCUGAAGACGAAGAUGCAGAGCAGCUGUUUGUCGCGUUUGCUGAAUUUGAAGAACGCUGUAAGGAGAUCGAAAGAGCGAGGUGGUGA